This is a messenger RNA of Triticum turgidum subsp. durum (durum wheat), 1161 nucleotides long. The record is from the annotation of a GenBank genome assembly. Lineage: Eukaryota; Viridiplantae; Streptophyta; Magnoliopsida; Poales; Poaceae.
AUGGAGUACGCGGCGGCGGGCGCCGGGGGGUACUACUACUACCCGCCCGCGCAGCAGCCGCCGCCGCCGCCGCCGCAGACGCUCCGCCGCCGCCCGCGCCCGGCCGCCCGCUGGGUCAAGCACUGGAUCCCGCAGGAUCUCGCCUCCCCCGGCUCCAAGUGCGCCCUCUUCAAGUGGGUCAGAGAGGACGUGUACAAGAAUCUGAAGGAGAACGGCGGCGCGGGGCAGGAGCCGGAGGCGCAGCCGCGCAAGGUCGAGCCGGCCACGGAGAUCCUCUUCCUCUGCAGCUACGACAACUGCGGCAAGACCUUUGUUGACGUGGCUGCCUUGAGGAAGCAUGCCCACGUGCACGGCGAGAGGCAGUAUGUUUGCCAGGAGCCCGGCUGUGGGAAGAAAUUUGUAGACAGCUCAAAGUUGAAGAGGCACCACCUUACUCACACAGGACAAAAGGAUUUUGUUUGCCCACAUCCAGGCUGUGGUAAGGCCUUCUCAUUGGAUUUUAACUUGCGUGCACACCUCAAAACACAUGCUGUGGAAAAUUAUCAUAUAUGCCCCUUCCCAGCAUGUGGCAAAAGAUUUACAAGCGACUUCAAAUUAAAAUGCCAUAUUAAGACACAUGAAAAGACUGGAUCUCCUAUUGCAGUGCAGCAUACACCACCAGCAGAAAAACCACAAAGCACCAUAAAGCCUUCCAUACAAGCAACCCCAAAGCCGUCUGCGCCCACACCACCAAGCUUUUCCAGUGAGCGCCCUUAUGUCUGCCCCUACGAAGGCUGUGGGAAAGCCUACAUCCAUGGUUACAAACUCAACCUCCAUCUCAAGACUCAGCACCCUGACCACAAUCAAGAAAACAACGGUAGGUCCGCUACACCUGCAGCGGAGUAUACCUAUGCUGCCGGCGGUGACAUCGCGCCAAACCCGAAAAGGAGCAAGACAAACCAAGGGCACAGGGCCCCUCCAUCUAACGCCUACAAUGUCAAGGUUUCCAGCAGGAUGGGUGUUGACACCAGUGGUGCAAAGAACCAGUGGCCAGGCAAGGGUAUGUAUGACGAUGACAGUGAGGAGACCGAGGAAGAUCCUGGUGGCAACAACGUAGAAGAUGGCUGGAGGUACGGUAACCAGAACGCCGAUGAUGAGGAAACAGAAGAAGAUGAAGACUAG